This is a messenger RNA of Aspergillus pseudotamarii, 633 nucleotides long. RefSeq lists its product as uncharacterized. The record is from RefSeq and is a predicted model, not a curated record. NCBI's taxonomy places the organism in Eukaryota, Fungi, Ascomycota, Eurotiomycetes, Eurotiales, Aspergillaceae. Bases 1 to 633 code for a protein of 210 amino acids. The transcript has 3 exons.
AUGAGCGGUCUUUUUGAAUUUCUUGGUGAUCUACUUGGGAUCUCUGAUGGUGGUCUAGGAGAUGAAGAAUACACCUUUGAUACAGAAGAUCCGACUGACCUAGGAGACGGGAGCAGCCUUACUGGAGAUAAUGUUGAAGCAGACACAAUGGAUUCAGGAAAUGCAGGAAGAACGGACCAUAUAUACUUCGCCGGUGACAGCGACGGCCCUUCGAGUGAUACCAACAGCUCUUCGAGUGAGACCAACAGCUCUUCAAGUAAUACCAACAGCUCUUCGAGUGAGACCAACAGCUCUUCAAGUGAUACCAACAGCUCUUCAAGUGAUACCAACAGCUCUUCAAGUGAUACCAACAGCUCUUCAAGUAAUACCAACAGCACUUCGAGUGAUACCAACAGCUCUUCAAGUAAUACCAAUGGCACGUCGAGUGAUACCAACCGCUCUUCUACAUCAACCGGUGGAGAAGGAAUAUACCAACAAGGGAUCGACCGAGAGGGAAAUCGAGUUGCUCAGAGCGGCACAGGUCUACCAUUUUACCCCAAGACCGGAGCACCAGUUAACCCCAACAGCGUCACAUGGCCUAACCCUGUAACAGGAACUAUUGGGUCUAGUGAUACUGUAACCCCAAGCUCCUGA